Ceratosolen solmsi marchali is the source of this 1236-nucleotide messenger RNA. RefSeq lists its product as uncharacterized. The transcript is spliced from 3 exons. The coding region runs from base 27 to 1190 and encodes 387 amino acids. The record is from RefSeq and is a predicted model, not a curated record. NCBI's taxonomy places the organism in Eukaryota, Metazoa, Arthropoda, Insecta, Hymenoptera, Agaonidae.
UCGAUAAUCUUACCCCGGCAGUGAUCAUGAAGACGAUGCUCGUACAGUUGUUGGCUAUUGCACUUGUUGCCGGUAGCCGAGUAUCGGGUUAUCCGCAGGAGCGACUCAUUGCAGAUGAAGUUUCUGACAUCAAAGAUAAAGCCGAUCAUGAGGAUUCCAUGGCAUCGCCGUCCGAAACGGACGUCGUCGAGGAAGCCUACGACGACGGCGACGACUCGGACAUGUACAUGGAGCCGGACGGCGCCGAGUCAAGUCAAGCCGACAAGUCUCACGGCACGGAAACCGAGUCAUCGAAAUCCGAGUAUACGGAAAAAAAUCAUCGAAAAGAGGUGAAUCGACCGAUGACGUUGCCACGCGCCACCAUUAUAGCUGUAAGACCAGUCCAGACGUCCAUCCAAGUGACUUCCAGCGAGUCCAUGGACUCCUCUCGAUCCGAAGAUAAGCCGGAAACGGAGGAAAAGAGCUUGGAAAGCGACAGUCAGAACUUCUUCCCAUCUUUUGCCGAGCUCUUCGGUAAUCAUCGACUUCCCUAUACCGAACACCAACAACAACACCGUUACCGUCCCAGCCGCUUCCUCGGGUAUUUCCAACGCGACAGACCCUUCACCAUUGCCGCAUCCUCCUCGAAUAAGGAGAACCAGCCUGCUCUCCUGGGAUCCGGAAACUUUGGUGUUAUCCGCGGUGGCACUUAUUAUCCCGAAAAUAAAGAACACGACGAAUACAGUAUCGACGAGUCGGCAUACAGUCCCUUCUACCACGGUAGCACCCGAGGACGCUCCAACUACUACAAGAAUCCGAAGCCGCAGCCUAUUCGCGGUGGAGACUUCUUUGCUAACUUCCGCGACUUUGCCGAUAUCACGGCCCCGCCUAAAUCGAGCUUCUCCCAUCUGUCGGUCGUGUACGCCAACAAAAACGGCAGCAGCGCCGGACGCGCACUCGAACAGCCGAAGAACAUCAUCGAAACAUUAAGGAUGCUGGAGCAGGAGGAGGAAAUGAACGCGGCGGCUAUGGCAGCGGCGGCGGCGGCGGCGGCGGCGGCGGCGGCGGCGAGGACGACGACGACGACGACCGAAGUGCCGCAGAAGAAGCUCAGCCAGGGCAAGAGAAAACUCAUAAAGAUCAAGAAGUAUCAAGAGGAGAAGGCCAGAAAAUCACGUAUGACGAUCGAGCCUCUGCUCGCACUUAGUUGAACAAUAAGUCGAGAUCUGUUUAUAGAGUGACUUGAUUAAAUAAAAA